Ctenopharyngodon idella (grass carp) is the source of this 9070-nucleotide messenger RNA. RefSeq lists its product as uncharacterized. The transcript has 13 exons. Bases 273 to 7241 code for a protein of 2322 amino acids. Lineage: Eukaryota; Metazoa; Chordata; Actinopteri; Cypriniformes; Xenocyprididae. Gene Ontology annotation, molecular function: GTP binding. The record is from RefSeq and is a predicted model, not a curated record.
GAGGGUUGGGGGUUUAGGGUUACCUUAUCAAGUCAUCUUAACUUGGAUUUAAUCUUUAAACAUAAACUACUGUCUCUUAAAACAACUGCAAUCAGCUUGUCUUGAAUAUAACAUUAAGCAUCAGCUGUACAUCUAUAGACACUCCUCAUGUUUGUCUCUGUUCUGAAGCAGCAGGAAGUGAGUCUCGUCAAACACACUUUGAAAGUACAUUGCAAGUAAAAACUACUAGACUGCUGGUGGGAAUAUAUUUCCUCUGGAGCUCCAACUAGAAUAUGUCAAGUAAAAUGGACUUCGGUGACGCCCAACAUCUCUCAGAGCUGAGGAUUGUGUUGAUGGGUCAUAGAUAUGCUGGUAAGAGUUCAGCAGGAAACACCAUCCUGGGCAGAGAGGAGUUUGACUUGAAGACAUCUGCUCAGUGUGUGAGGAGACAUGGAGAAGUAGCAAACAGACACAUCACUGUCAUUGAAGCUCCAGGAUGGUGGAAGAAUUACACUGUAGAGAUGAGUCCUGAGAUACUGAAACAGGAGAUUUUGCUCAGUAUGUCUCUGUGUCCUCCAGGACCACACGCUGUACUACUGAUCAUACGUGUGAACAUUAAAUUUAAAGAGAGUGAGAGAAAAGCAUUGCAGGGUCAUCUGGAUCUUCUCAGUGAGAGAGUCUGGAGUCACACUAUAGUUCUGUUCACUCAUGGAGACUAUCUGUUAGACACAUCUAUAGAGCGGCACAUUGAGAGUGAAGGACAGGAUCUCCAGUGGCUGCUGGACAAAUGUGGGAACAGGUAUCAUGUUCUCAACAAUCACAACAGGAGUGACGACACUCAGAUCAAGGAGCUGCUGGAGAAGAUUGAGGAGACAGUGGCACAAAACAACGGCUGCCAUUUUGAAAUAGACAGAAAGAUUUUACAGGAGGUGGAAGAGAGAAAAAGAGCAGAGGAAGAGAGAGCAGAAGAACGAAUGAAGAAGAUGCAAAAAAGGAGAGAAAACAUCAGAUCACAGAUGAGUGACGCCCAACAUCUCUCAGAGCUGAGGAUUGUGUUGAUGGGGUAUAGAUAUGCUGGUAAGAGUUCAUCAGGAAACACCAUCCUGGGCAGAGAGGAGUUUGACUUGAAGACAUCUGCUCAGUGUGUGAGGAGACAUGGAGAAGUAGCAGACAGACACAUCACUGUCAUUGAAGCUCCAGGAUGGUGGAGUAAUUACACUGUAGAGGAGAGUCCUGAGAUACUGAAACAGGAGAUUUUGCUCAGUAUGUCUCUGUGUCCUCCAGGACCACACGCUGUACUACUGAUCAUACGUGUGAACAUUAAAUUUAAAGAGACUGAGAGAAAAGCAGUGCAGGGUCAUCUGGAUCUUCUCAGUGAGAGAGUCUGGAGUCACACUAUAGUUCUGUUCACUCGUGGAGACUAUCUGUUAGACACAUCUAUAGAGCAGCACAUUGAGAGUGAAGGACAGGAUCUCCAGUGGCUGCUGGACAAAUGUGGGAACAGGUAUCAUGUUCUCAACAAUCACAACAGGAGUGACGACACUCAGAUCAAGGAGCUGCUGGAGAAGAUUGAGGAGACAGUGGCACAAAACAACGGCUGCCAUUUUGAAAUAGACAGAAAGAUUUUACAGGAGGUGGAAGAGAGAAAAAGAGCAGAGGAAGAGAGAGCAGAAGAACGAAUGAAGAAGAUGCAAAAAAGGAGAGAAAACAUCAGAUCACAGAUGAGUGACGCCCACUACCUCUCAGAGCUGAGGAUUGUGUUGAUGGGGUAUAAUAAUGCUGGUAAGAGUUCAACAGGGAACACCAUCCUGGGCAGAGAGGAGUUUGACUUGAAGAGAUCUGCUCAGUGUGUGAGGAGACAUGGAGAAGUAGCAGACAGACACAUCACUGUCAUUGAAGCUCCAGGAUGGAGGAGUAAUUUCACUGUAGAGGACAGUCCUGAGAUACUGAAACAGGAGAUUUUGCUCAGUGUGUCUCUGUGUCCUCCAGGACCACACGCUGUACUACUGAUCAUACCUGUGGGCAGAUUUAAAGAGACUGAGAGAAAAGCAGUGCAGGAUCAUCUGGAUCUUCUCAGUGAGAGAGUCUGGAGUCACACUAUAGUUCUGUUCACUAAUGGAGACUUUCUGUUAGACACAUCUAUAGAGCAGCACAUUGAGAGUGAAGGACAGGAUCUCCAGUGGCUGCUGGACAAAUGUGGGAACAGGUAUCAUGUUCUCAACAAUCACAACAGGAGUGACGACACUCAGAUCAAGGAGCUGCUGGAGAAGAUUGAGGAGACAGUGGCAGAAAACAACGGCUGCCAUUUUGAAAUAGACAGAAAGAUUUUACAGCAGGUGGCAGAGAGAAAAAGAACACAGGAAGAGAGAGCAAAAGAACGAAUGAAGAUGAUGCAAAAAAAGAGAGAAAACAUCAGAUCACAGAUGAGUGACGCCCACUACCUCUCAGAGCUGAGGAUUGUGUUGAUGGGGUAUAAUAAUGCUGGUAAGAGUUCAACAGGGAACACCAUCCUGGGCAGAGAGGAGUUUGACUUGAAGAGAUCUGCUCAGUGUGUGAGGAGACAUGGAGAAGUAGCAGACAGACACAUCACUGUCAUUGAAGCUCCAGGAUGGAGGAGUAAUUACACUGUAGAGGACAGUCCUGAGAUACUGAAACAGGAGAUUUUGCUCAGUGUGUCUCUGUGUCCUCCAGGACCACACGCUGUACUACUGAUCAUACCUGUGGGCAGAUUUAAAGAGACUGAGAGAAAAGCAGUGCAGGAUCAUCUGGAUCUUCUCAGUGAGAGAGUCUGGAGUCACACUAUAGUUCUGUUCACUAAUGGAGACUUUCUGUUAGACACAUCUAUAGAGCAGCACAUUGAGAGUGAAGGACAGGAUCUCCAGUGGCUGCUGGACAAAUGUGGGAACAGGUAUCAUGUUCUCAACAAUCACAACAGGAGUGACGACACUCAGAUCAAGGAGCUGCUGGAGAAGAUUGAGGAGACAGUGGCAGAAAACAACGGCUGCCAUUUUGAAAUAGACAGAAAGAUUUUACAGCAGGUGGCAGAGAGAAAAAGAACACAGGAAGAGAGAGCAAAAGAACGAAUGAAGAUGAUGCAAAAAAAGAGAGAAAACAUCAGAUCACAGAUGAGUGACGCUCAACAUCUCUCAGAGCUGAGGAUUGUGUUGAUGGGGUAUAAACUUGCUGGUAAGAGUUCAACAGGAAACACCAUCCUGGGCAAAGAGGAGUUUGACUUGAAGAGAUCUGCUCAGUGUGUGAGGAGACAUGGAGAAGUAGCAGACAGACACAUCACUGUCAUUGAAGCUCCAGGAUGGUGGAGUAAUGAACCUGUAGAGGACAGUCCUGAGUUACUGAAACAGGAGAUUUUGCUCAGUGUGUCUCUGUGUCCUCCAGGACCACACGCUGUACUACUGAUCAUACGUGUGGACUACAGAUUUAAAGAGACUGAGAGAAAAGCAUUGCAUGAUCAUCUGGAUCUUCUCAGUGAGAGAGUCUGGAGUCACACUAUAGUUCUGUUCACUCAUGGAGACUCUCUGUUAGACACAUCUAUAGAGCAGCACAUUGAGAGUGAAGGACAGGAUCUCCAGUGGCUGCUGGACAAAUGUGGGAACAGGUAUCAUGUUCUCAACAAUCACAACAGGAGUGACGACACUCAGAUCAAGGAGCUGCUGGAGAAGAUUGAGGAGACAGUGGCACAAAACAACGGCUGCCAUUUUGAAAUAGACAGAAAGAUUUUACAGGAAGUGGAAGAGAGAAGAAGAGCACAGGAAGAGAGAGCAGAAGAACGAAUGAAGAGGAUGAAAAAACAAAGAGACGACAUCAGAUCACAGAUGAGUGAUGCUCAACAUCUCUCAGAGCUGAGGAUUGUGUUGAUGGGGUAUAGAAUUUAUGGUAAGAUCUCAGCAGGAAACACUGACCUGGGCAGAGAGGAGUUUGACUUGAAGAGAUCUGCUCAGUGUGUGAGGAGACAUGGAGAAGUAGCAGACAGACACAUCACUGUCAUUGAAGCUCCAGGAUGGUGGAGGAAUUACACUUCAGAGUUCAGUCCUGAGAUACUGAAACAGGAGAUUUUGCUCAGUGUGUCUUUGUGUCCUCCAGGACCACACGCUGUACUACUGAUCAUACGUGUGGACACUAGAUUUAAAGAGACUGAAAGAAAAGCAGUACAGGAUCAUCUGUAUCUUCUCAGUGAGAGAGUCUGGAGUCACACUAUAGUUCUGUUCACUCAUGGAGACUCUCUGUUAGACACAUCUAUAGAGCAGCACAUUGAGAGUGAAGGACAGGAUCUCCAGUGGCUGCUGGACAAAUGUGGGAACAGGUAUCAUGUUCUCAACAAUCACAACAGGAGUGACGACACUCAGAUCAAGGAGCUGCUGGAGAAGAUUGAGGAGACAGUGGCACAAAACAACGGCCGCCAUUUUGAAAUAAACAGAAAGAUUUUACAGGAGAUGAAAGAGAGAAGAAGAGCAGAGGAAGAGAGAGCAGAAGAACGAAUGAAGAAGAUAAAAAAACAGAGAGACGACAUCAGAUCACAGAUGAGUGAUGCUCAACAUCUCUCAGAGCUGAGGAUUGUGUUGAUGGGGUAUAGAGAAGCUGGAAAGAGUUCAGCAGGAAACACCAUCCUGGGCAGAGAGGAGUUUGACUUGAAGAGAUCUGCUCAGUGUGUGAGGAGACAUGGAGAAGUAGCAGACAGACACAUCACUGUCAUUGAAGCUCCAGGAUGGUGGAUUGAUGUUCCUGUAGAGGACAGUUCUGAGUUACUGAAACAGGAGAUUUUGCUCAGUGUGUCUCUGUGUCCUCCAGGACCACACGCUGUACUACUGAUCAUACGUGUGGACACUGGAUUUAAAGAGACUAGGAGGAAAGUAGUGCAGGGUCAUCUGGAUCUUCUCAGUGAGAGAGUCUGGAGUCACACUAUAGUUCUGUUCACUCAUGGAGACUCUCUGUUAGACACAUCUAUAGAGCAGCACAUUGAGAGUGAAGGACAGGAUCUCCAGUGGCUGCUGGACAAAUGUGGGAACAGGUAUCAUGUUCUCAACAAUCACAACAGGAGUGACGACACUCAGAUCAAGGAGCUGCUGGAGAAGAUUGAGGAGACAGUGGCACAAAACAACGGCUGCCAUUUUGAAAUAGACAGAAUGAUUUUACAGGUGAUGAAAAAGAGAAGAAGAGUAGAGGAAGAAAGAGCAGAAGAACGAAGGAAAAAUAUAAAGAAACAGAGAGAUGACAUCAGAUCACAGAUGAGUGACGCUCAACAUCUCUCAGAGCUGAGGAUUGUGUUGAUGGGGUAUAGAGCUGCUGGUAAGAGUUCAGCAGGAAACACCAUCCUGGGCAGAGAGGAGUUUGACUUGAAGAGAUCUGCUCAGUGUGUGAGGAGACAUGGAGAAGUAGCAGACAGACACAUCACUGUCAUUGAAGCUCCAGGAUGGUGGAGUAAUUUCACUGUAGCGGAGAGUCCUGAGAUACUGAAACAGGAGAUUUUGCUCAGUGUGUCUCUGUGUCCUCCAGGACCACACGCUGUACUACUGAUCAUACGUGUGGACACUAGAUUUAAAGUAACUGAGAGAAAAGCAGUGCAGGAUCAUCUGAAUCUUCUCAGUGAGAGAGUCUGGAGUCACACUAUAGUUCUGUUCACUCAUGGAGACUCUCUGUUAGACACAUCUAUAGAGCAGCACAUUGAGAGUGAAGGACAGGAUCUCCAGUGGCUGCUGGACAAAUGUGGGAACAGGUAUCAUGUUCUCAACAAUCACAACAGGAGUGACGACACUCAGAUCAAGGAGCUGCUGGAGAAGAUUGAGGAGAAACAAAACAACGGCUGCCAUUUUGAAAUAGACAGAAUGAUUUUACAGGAGAUGAAAGAGAGAAGAAGAGCAGAGGAAGAGAGAGCAGAAGAACGAAUGAAGAAGAUAAAAAAACAGAGAGAUGACAUCGGAGCACAAAUGAGUGACGCUCAACAUCUCUCAGAGCUGAGGAUUGUGUUGAUGGGUGGUAGAGAAGCUGGUAAGAGUUCAGCAGGAAACACCAUCCUGGGCAGAGAGGAGUUUGACUUGAAGAGAUCUGCUCAGUGUGUGAGGAGACAUGGAGAAGUAGCAGACAGACACAUCACUGUCAUUGAAGCUCCAGGAUGGUGGAGUAAUCACACUGUAGAGGAGAGUCCUGAGUUACUGAAACAGGAGAUUUUGCUCAGUGUGUCUCUGUGUCCUCCAGGACCACACGCUGUACUACUGAUCAUACCUGUGGAUUACAGAUUUAAAAAGACUUACAGAAAAGCAAUACAGGGUCAUCUGGAUCUUCUCAGUGAGAGAGUCUGGAGUCACACUAUAGUUCUGUUCACUCAUGGAGACUUAUUGUUAGACACAUCUAUAGAGCAGCACAUUGAGAGUGAAGGACAGGAUCUCCAGUGGCUGCUGGACAAAUGUGGGAACAGGUAUCAUGUUCUCAACAAUCACAACAGGAGUGACGACACUCAGAUCAAGGAGCUGCUGGAGAAGAUUGAGGAGACGGUGGCACAAAACAACGGCCGCCAUUUUGUAGAAAUAGACAGAAUUAUUUUAAAGGACAUGAAAGAGAUAAAAAGAAAGAGAGCAGAAGAACGAAUUAACAGAAUGAAAAAACAGAGAGACGACAUCAGAUCACAGACGAUCAGUGGAGCUGAAGGACCUGAUUCAUGUUCUCUGGGAAGUUCUGCUUAUAGUUCAUUUAGAUCAUCUGAAGCAGACGGCAGGUCAAUUGUUGGGUCAUCACAAUCCAGAGAUUCAUCUCUCAUAAGUAGAUUCAAGCCAGGGGUCCUGAAAAUAUUUAACAGCAUGGAAUUAAUACCACCACUGAUGACUGGGGAUGAUCGGUCGGACACAUUGUCUCUGAGAAACUCUGCUUACGGUUCAUUGGGAUCACUGUCAGAAGCAGACAGCAGGUCAAUUUUCAGAUCAUCAUGUUCCAGAGAUUCAUCUCACACAAGAAGACAUGAGUCAGGGGACUUAAGAUUAUAUAACAGCAUGGAGUUACUACCACCACUCAUGAGUGGAGAUGAGCGAUCGGACACAAGGUCUAUGGGAAGUUCUGCUUACGGUUCGUUCAGAUCACGAUCAGGAGCAGAGAGUGAUUCAGCUUUAGGCUCAUCACAUGUAAAAGUCUCCUCUCACAGCUCAGGAUUCAGGUCUGUUGAGACUAUUUCUGAGUCUGUGGAACAUUCAGAAAUCAAAGAAACACAGGACGCGUUCAAGAUCUCAAAACAUGAACACGAAGACACUGAGAAGACAUGAAUGAUGUUGAAUUAAUGAAGUCAAGUCAAGUCACCUUUAUUUAUAUAGCGCUUUUUACAAUGCAGCUUUACAGUGAUAACUGGUAUAUAAUUUUGGCUGCACAGCAGCUCUUAAAGAAAAUGGUGUCAUUGUCCAGCUUAAGUAAAUUCAGUAUUGAUUCAUUCCAUUGUAAAAAUCAAUAGUUAUUAAUUUAGUUCAUUUAUUUAUAUAUCAGCACUGGAGAAAACAGUGAUGUCAUCGUCCAGCUCAGUUCAGUUCGCAUACAAUGGCAUCAAUGCAGACAGAUCAAAAACAUUGUUGAAUAUCAAGUGACAGGUGACAACGGCAAGGUGAUCCAACAGGUGACAUCAGGUGACAAACAGGUGAUAAAAAUGGGGAAAAAAACCUUGGGAGAAACCAGGCUCAGUUGGGGGGGCCAGUUAAUCUCCUCUGGCCAGCAACGAACAGUGCAUGAUUAUGAUUCAGGCAGCUUUACAGGUCAUAAAUCCGAUUGGGACAGUCAAAAUAUUUAAUCCAGUUCCAUCUAGUUGAAAAUCAUAUUCAUCACACCGGUAUGGGACAGUUUGUUGGGAAUCUGUGCCACUGGCUGUUGUGCAGAUGAGGCCUUCACGGGAUGAUCUAGUUGACACAAUCUCUGCUGACACUUCAGGGCUGCGUUGUGGUUGUGUCUAGGUGCAGGCCCUCAAUCUCACCUGGAUACGGCUCGGAUCCGACUGACUACGGUAAACCUCGGGAUAAACAGAGAGACUAAUAUUAGCGUACAUCUGGUGUUAUAGGAAGUGUUGCCGGUUCCGGCUGACCUAAUUUAUGCAGCCUAACAAUCCUUUAACGGAUUUGAAAACAUAAAUUGAUAAUGUGUCAUCUGUAUGCCAGGUUAAAGAGAUGCGUUUUUUAGUCUAGAAUUUAAACUGACAGAGUGUGUCUGCUUCCCGAACAAUGCUAGGCAGAUUGUUCCAGAGUUUAGGUGCCAAAUGGAGAAGGAUUCAGUUGACUUUGAUAAUCUAGGUAUUAUCAACUGGCCUGAAUUCUGAGAUCGCAAUAGAUGGGAAGGACUAUAAUGUGUUAAGAGCUCACUCAGAUACUGGGGAGCUAAACCAUUUUGUGCUUUGUAAGUGAUUAGCAAGAUUUUAAAAUCUGUACAAUGUUUAAUAGGGUGGCUCCCUAUUGACAGAACUCCCUAUUGCAGUGUUGACAGAACGGGGCUAAUAUGGUCAUACUUCUUAGUUCUAGUAAGAACUCUAGCUGCUGCGUUUUGGACCAGCUGUAGUUUGUUUAUCAAGCAAGCAGGGCAACCACUCAGUAAAGCGUUACAGUAAUCUAGCCUUGAGGUCAUGAACGCAUGAACUAACUGUUCUGCAUUUGUCAUUAAGAGCAUAUGUCGUAGUUUAGAUAUAUUUUUAAGAUGGAAGAAUGCAGUUUUACAAAUGCUAGAAAUGUGGCUUUCAAAUGAAAGAUUGGUAUCAAAGAAUGAAAAUGAAGUGAUGGCUGUAUAAUCUUGACUUUUGACAUUUUAAAUCAGGUUUAACUACUAAAUAUACAAAACAGCAUAAAGUUAUGACUAUAAAAAUUAAACCUGUAUAUCAAGUAUUAUUUAUAUCUCUGUGAAACUACUAACAUGUACAUUUGUAAUAUAAUGUUUUUCUCUCAAUUUUUCUCAUUAGCAAAUGGAACAAAAGGUCAAAUUACAGGGUUACAAUGUCAAAUCACAGUACAUUUUCUACAUCUUGAUAUACAUCACACUUUUCUUAAUGGUUUAUAUACAUAAUCCAUUUUCCCCAGUACUUGUCAUAUUUUUCUAAAUAAAACCUUACAAUAAAUGUCUUUCUAUA